UCGCGGAACCAACGGAACAAACCCCAUCGCCAUGGCCGCCGCCGCCGCCGCCGCCGCGAGGUCGCGCGCCGCCACCGCCGCCGCGUGGGCUCGCCUGCUCUCCCACCGCCGCGUCGCCGCCGCAGCCGCGUCCGGAUCGCUGCCCCACCUGGCAGGCCCGCGGAUCGCGCCCCAGCGCCGCCACUUCGCCUUCUCCUCCGCCUCCCCCGGCGCCGGCGGCGGGGCGAGGGACAGUGAGCCGCUGUUCACCGAGCAGACCGUCUACGACCUGCUGGCCCAGCUGGAGCGGGAGCGGCAGAAGGAACGCGAGGAUCGGCGCAAGGCCGGGGCCGGCGGCGGCGGCGAGGGGAAGGGGGACGAGGAGGAGGAGGAGGAGGAGGAGGACUUCCUGGGCGUGAAGCCGCUGAUCGAGAAGUUGGAGCGGCGGAACGCCAAGGAGGCCAACCUCCCCGACGAGUCCUUCCUGGAGCCCAGCGACUCCGAGUCCGACGAGGACGACGAGCGCUUCUCCUCCGACUCCAUCCGCCGCCGCGUCGACGAGUUCGACCGCAAGUGCAAGCGCCAGUCCGAGCUCCUCCGCUCCUUUGCCGAGGCCGAGACCCUUGAUGACGCUCACAAGAUCAUGACGAAGAUCGACAAGUUCGAGCAGCGCCAUCUGAGCCUGCCGCUGGAGUACAGGGUCAUCGGGGACAUGAUGAACCGCCUCAAGGACUCCACGGGGAAAGAGCGCUUCAUCCUCCUGCAGAAGCUGAACCGGGCCGUCAGGCUCAUGGAGUGCAAGGAGGCGUACGACCCCAGCAACCCCGCAAACUUCGGGCUUAUCCAGCACCAGCAGGUCGACUCUCCGGACGAUGUGAUUGAUAACACUGGCUUCGACAAGGAGAAGCAGAUGAUCCAAGGAGAGAGCCUCGAGGACGAGGAUGAGGAGUUCAAUGAAGCCAAGGAGAAGGAUGAUAUGCUCAUCGAGAAACUAAAUGCUAUUGAGAAGAAGAUCGAGGAGAAGUUGGCGGACCUGGAUCAUACGUUUGGUAAGAAGGGCAGGGUUUUGGAAGAGGAAAUAAAGGAUCUGGUGGAGGAGAGGAACUCCCUCACGGACAAAAAGAGGAGGCCUAUGUACAGAAAAGGUUUUGAUGUGAAGGUCAUUGAUGUUAACCGGACAUGCAAAGUUACAAAGGGAGGCCAAAUAGCAAAAUACACAGCAUUGUUGGCAACUGGAAACUACCAUGGUGUUGUAGGUUUUGCAAAAGCUAAAGGUCCAACAGCAAAGAUUGCAAUACAGAGGGCCUAUGAGAAAUGCUUCCAGAACCUACAUUACAUGGAGCGGUACGAGGAGCACACAAUUGCUCAUGCGAUUCAGGCCAAAUACGAGAAAACAAAGAUCUACCUCUGGCCCGGACCAAUGAGGAGCGGGAUGUGCGCCGCUGGCAGGACUGUCGAAACUGUGAUGUAUCUAGCCGGGUUUAGCAACGUCAAGUCAAAGAUUAUCGGAUCGAGGAGCCCGCUCAACGUUAUCAAGGCUCUCUUCAUAGCACUAAAUGCCAUUGAAACGCCCAAGGAUGUGGAGCAGAAGUUUGGACGGACUGUUGUGGAGUCGUACUUGUUGUAGCGAGGUAGUCAUCUGUUGUGUUUGUGGAGAUCACGUCAUGUCGGCCCUGCUGGAGUGGCAAGGGAGGACCCAAAGGAGGAGCCGGUGGCAGAUCCGACCGUGAGACCUCUGUUUGCAUCAGUGAUUCCAACUAUUUGUUUGUCCUGCGACCAGUCCCCUGUUAACCGGGUACCGUAAUGUUUUGAUGCGAUCAACGAGUAGUGUAACCAGAUAGCAGGUGGUGUUAUUUACUUGGCAAAGAGAACAAAGGCCAUGUUGGUCGCUGUUUUUUUGGUUUUGUUUCAAGAUAUUCUGCAAUUCUGUCGUGGCCAUCUUAGAUGGAUCCUAGCUUGGUAGAAAGAAUAAAAAUCCUUUGUCUCU
This is a messenger RNA of Triticum aestivum (bread wheat), 1966 nucleotides long. RefSeq lists its product as uncharacterized. Gene Ontology annotation, biological process: translation. Bases 32 to 1606 code for a protein of 524 amino acids. Lineage: Eukaryota; Viridiplantae; Streptophyta; Magnoliopsida; Poales; Poaceae. The record is from RefSeq and is a predicted model, not a curated record. The transcript is spliced from 8 exons. Gene Ontology annotation, molecular function: RNA binding; structural constituent of ribosome. Gene Ontology annotation, cellular component: ribosome.